ACUCUCAAACAGUUGACUCCACCAGGUCCCACCAGGGUUCCACCAGGUUCUCCACCAGGUCCCACAAAGGAUCUCACCAGGUCAUCAACACAGGGUCCACCAGGUCCCCCACACAGUCUCACCAGGUCCCACCAGGGUCCCACCAGGUCUCACCAGGAUCCCGCCAGGUCUCCACCAGGUCUCACCCAGGUCCCACCAGGUCCCCACCAGGUCCCACCAGGUCUCACCAGGUCCCACCAGGUACUCACCAGGUCCCCACCAGGUCUCACCAGGUCUCCCCAGGUCCCACCAGGUCUCACCAGGUCUCACCAGGUCACACCAGGUCCCACCAGGUCCCACCAGGUCUCACCAGGUCUCCCCAGGUCCACCGGGUCCUCACGCAGGUCAAACCAGGUCACACCAGGUCCUCCCCAGGUUUCACCAGGUCUUACCAGGUCCAGGUCCCACCAGGUCCACGGGUCUCAACCAGGUCACACCAGGUCUCACCAGGGUCCACACAGGGUCUCACCAGGUUUCACCAUGGUCUCCCAGGUCCCACCAGGUCUCACCAGGUCUCACCAGUCCCACCAGGUCUCACCAGUCUCACCAGGGUCACACAGGUCCUCACCAGGUUCCCCAGGUCCACAGGUUCACCAGGUUUCACCCAGAUCCCCACCAGGUCACACGCAGGUCUCACCAGGUUUCACCAGGUCCCCCACCAGGUCUCACCAGGUCCAGGUCCCACCAGGUCGCCACCAGGUCUGCCCCAGGUCCCACCAGGUCCUCCCCAGGUGCACCUGCGCUCCCUCUCUCAGGACUCUGUUGCCAUGGCAGCGUUACUGGGGCUCUCCAAUAGGCUGGAGGCUGGGUGGGCGGAGCUACGGACGUCUUUCGACCAAUCAAUGUGUUUGCUGUCGUACGCCAAGAGUGCACUGCUGUGA
This is a messenger RNA of Notothenia coriiceps (black rockcod), 920 nucleotides long. RefSeq names its product mucin-2-like. The transcript is spliced from 5 exons. The annotation marks the transcript as partial. The record is from RefSeq and is a predicted model, not a curated record. Lineage: Eukaryota; Metazoa; Chordata; Actinopteri; Perciformes; Nototheniidae.